GCAAUGGCCGCCGGCGCUGUGCGAGCGACGAUCGCCAGUCAAAAUUGAUCCCGAGUCACCACAAUGCAGCGGAUUGCAUAAGUCGCGCGAUUUAGCAAGAACUGUGUUGACGGCAAGCACCACGGCAGCGACUCGCCGGCGGCACAAGACGUCGCCGUAUUCUACUACCAGCAGGCCCGACGUACUUGGCGCUGCUCCAACACUCAUGACUACGGAAUCUGAUCAAUGCAGCAUGUUCUGUGCCAAAGUGCAAGCAUUCCAUCAGCAAUAAUGUGCCAGAAGCUAAGUCUGGUGUUCCAGUGGACAGGCAUGGCUCGGGAACCUGUCACUCUCAAUGUCUAUGACAUGUACUGGAUCAAUGAAUACACAGCUCCCAUUGGCCUUGGAGUAUUCCACACAGGUGUAGAAAUUUACGGGACAGAGUACGCUUACGGGGGCCACCCAUUCCCUUUCUCGGGAAUCUUUGAAAUCCCACCGAAAUUCGCGAACGACCUCGGAGACCAGUUCAAGUACAAGCAGAGCAUCCUGGUGGGCCACACGGACUUCAACCAGGUAGACGUGCGCAAAAUUGUUGAGGAGCUGGGCAACGAGUUCCGCGGGGACCGAUACCACCUUAUGAACAAGAACUGCAACCACUUCUCGGGCGCCCUGACCAAGAUCUUGUGCGGAGAGGAGAUCCCGGCCUGGGUGAACCGACUGGCCUACUUCAGUUCUUGCGUGCCUUUCCUUCAGCGCUGCCUGCCCCGAGAGUGGCUGACGCCCAUCGCACUCCAGGCCAGCAUCCAGGAGGGCAGCACCUCUAGGGUCCACAGUCCCUCAUCAGCCCACCCUCCGUCACCGCCGCCAGCGCCGAAUCCCACACGGUCAUCACAAAAGCGUGUGCCCCGGAUCUGACACGUGGCCCCCGACUCAAGGAAAAUGGCGCGACCCACACCAUCCCUCGGUCUCUUGAACCCAACCCCACUGUUGCGAAGCACGGUGCUACUGCCAUUGGUCGUCCCUCAUUGAGAGGUGGCCUGGGUGUGGCUGUGACUCUUGCCGUG
Molecule: messenger RNA, 1043 nt
Organism: Dermacentor silvarum
Lineage: Eukaryota; Metazoa; Arthropoda; Arachnida; Ixodida; Ixodidae
Product: deubiquitinase DESI2
Exons: 8
Coding region: 226-894 (222 amino acids)
Biological process (GO): protein deubiquitination
Molecular function (GO): deubiquitinase activity
Source: RefSeq, a predicted model, not a curated record